UUUGAAAAAAACUUCGAAAAAUAAAAUAAGCUACUGGGAAUUGAUUUUUAAUGGUUUUAACCCUUCUGAAAUUGUGAUAAUGUUCCCCUUUAAAGUUGACUAGUUUUCACUUAUUUCUUCUUUUGUUUCAAGCUAUCUUAGCUAGCAUGUCUGCUCCUGGUUGCUCUCGGGUGUAAAAUUUUUAUCACCAUCCUAAUACUGGAUAAUGAUACUUAAGAUACUAAGAAAUGCAGUUUAUUUGCAGUAAUGUAGGGGAUUAUUAUUAACUUAAAGGAGUGUCUUCACACUGUGUAUGGACAUACGCAAUUAGCUGCUAGCUAGGGAACUAAAAUAAAAGCAUCGGCGUUUGUGAUCAACAUUAGAAGGCAUUGAUUGGCAAUGGUGAUGACCGAGGCCGGGCCGAUAAAACGGUAUCAUCAAUAUAUGAUAGACACAUAAUCGAUAUCAAUAUAAAAUACACUCGAUAAAAUAUUCGAUAUGCAUUUAUAUUUUUUCGGUCGGAAGAAACCAGAAAUUAUGAAGCAUGAUUUGUUUCAUGAAGUCGCUCACGCAUUGGGAACCCAGCAAACAGGAAACAGAAGGUGUCACUGAGCAUUGGGAGGCACACGCUAACAGCCAAUCACGUAACUGUAUAAACAAACAAGUGUGGUUGCGCCUUCUUUCUGUCUCGCUGUGGAUUUUUUGCAUAGAGUGAGAAGAGAAACUGUAGUAUCUUAAAUUAUGAACUCAAUAACAGAAACUUGUCUUUCUUGUGGAAUAUCGAUAGCUUGUUGGUUUUAAUGCAGACAGUGCGGUAACAUUCUGAUACUUCCAACGUGUCGGUUUAGUGAGUAGCUUCCCAAACUACUCGUGUGUAGUGUUCAAUAGCUUUUUGGAGGACUACCAUCGAGUGUCUCAAAUCUGCAACUACCUUCAAAUCUACUUUAAUUAUUUUGUUACCUUAGCCACGCUCAUCCUCCCUGGCUUACAGACACUUUCUCCACUGAUAAAUAGCACCCUUGGAUGACUGGGACUCUGGUGAUUCGUCAAACCGAAACAAAGCUCUCAACUCUGACGACAAAACUCUGGAUACACUUCCACCUGGUAAGGUCCGCUGGCAGGACUUUGACCAGGAUCUGUAUGUUGGAGCCACGGUUGUUCGGCCGGGUCAGGACCCGUAUGCCAGAAACAAGUUCAACCAAGUGGAGAGCGAUAAACUCCGUAUGGACAGAGCGGUGCCGGAUACCAGACAUGACCAUUGCAGACACAAGCAAUGGAAGUCAGACCUGCCAGCUUCGAGCGUGGUCAUCACCUUCCACAAUGAAGCCCGCUCCGCCCUGCUGCGCACCGUUGUCAGCGUCUUGAAGAAAAGUCCAACCCACUUGGUCAAAGAGAUCAUCUUGGUUGAUGACUACAGUGACAAUGCUGAGGAUGGAGCGCUGCUUGGCAAGAUCGAGAAAGUCAGAGUGUUGAGAAACGACCGCAGAGAAGGACUGAUGCGUUCGAGGGUUCGUGGUGCAGGUGCUGCCACUGCUCCAGUCCUCACCUUCCUGGACUCCCACUGUGAAUGUAAUGACCACUGGCUUGAGCCGCUUCUCGAGAGAGUAGCUGAGGAUAAGACCAGAGUGGUUUCUCCUAUAAUCGAUGUCAUCAACAUGGACAACUUCCAGUACGUGGGAGCUUCGGCUGAUCUGAAAGGAGGUUUCGACUGGAAUCUGGUAUUUAAAUGGGAUUACAUGACACUGGACCAGAGACGAGCAAGACAAGGCAACCCUAUCGCCCCCAUAAAGACUCCCAUGAUAGCUGGAGGUCUGUUUGUCAUGGAUAAGGAUUACUUUGAGCAUUUAGGGAAAUAUGACAUGAUGAUGGAUGUCUGGGGAGGAGAAAAUUUGGAGAUCUCAUUUCGCGUGUGGCAGUGCGGCGGAAGUCUGGAAAUCAUCCCGUGCAGCCGAGUCGGACACGUGUUCAGAAAGCAACACCCGUACACCUUCCCUGGUGGCAGCGGCACGGUCUUUGCAAGGAACACCAGAAGAGCCGCCGAGGUGUGGAUGGACGAGUAUAAAAACUUCUACUACGCUGCGGUACCCUCUGCAAGAAAUGUGCCCUACGGGAACAUCCAGAGUCGUUUGGAUAUGAAGAAGCGUUUAGCCUGUCAGCCCUUUAAAUGGUACCUGGAGAAUGUCUACCCUGAGCUGCGGGUCCCUGAUCACCAAGACAUUGCAUUUGGAGCAUUACAACAGGGAGGAAACUGCCUGGACACCUUGGGACAUUUUGCUGACGGAGUGGUGGGCGUUUACGAAUGCCACAACGCCGGAGGAAAUCAGGAAUGGGCCCUGACUAAGGAUAAGUCAGUCAAACACAUGGACUUGUGCUUGACUGUGGUGGAGAGAACAGGCGGCUCCCUCAUCAAGCUGCAGGGCUGUCGAGAGAACGACAGCAGACAGAAAUGGGAGCAGAUUGAGUCCAACUCGAAGCUUCGUCACGUGGGCAGCAACCUGUGUCUGGACAGCCGCAGUGCCCGAAUGGGUGGUCUCACUGUGGAGGUGUGCAGCCCCAACCUGAGCCAGCAGUGGAAGUUUACCCUGAAUUUACAAUCAUAGGGGUGGGGGCAACAUGACCCACGCCAUCCCAGGAGCUGGACACACCAACAGACUCUGAAGACGACCGGGGGAUGAACUAGUCCGUCUUGGUCCUCCUCAGGGUGUCGGAGGUCAUUUUUUUACACGCCCGUCCCUGCCUUCCAACACAAAAACAGACAAGCGGAGGGAGGCCCCCUGAACAGGAAGUGACUGUUGGGUCGUUAAUGAUGAAGAUACAGGCUCUCCAUCCAAAUGACUACAUACCUCAGUGUUUUGUCAUUGGCGCUUUCACGAGGGUAAUCAUGUGUGAACUCUUCCAGGCUUUUUCUUUUCUUCAAUGCUGGUGAAAAUGGACUCCAGUGAUUUUAUUUUGUAAUUCUAUUUCUUAUGUUUUUUUCUUUCCUCCAGACUUUCCUCAAACAGAGCCAGAGUUAACCAACUUUGUUUUUGUUUUUCGGGGGGGGGGGGGGGUUUCAAAGGACCAUCAGAGACGAAGAGAUUUCCACAGCAGGCAGUGGAGGAUUUUACUGAACAUUUUCAAGAGUUGUGGUCUGCCCUCAGGCUGUAGCACUGGCUGCUGCACUUUACCAUCCUCAUUUUCUUCUUUAAAGCGACAACAAGGAUCUCUUAACAGCCACUUUUUGUUUACUUCUCUCACAAAGCAAAUUGAAAGAAAAAAAGAAAAAAGAAACACCCUCCAAAGGACAGUCGAGGACUGAUGUGAUGUCUUUUCUUUACUAUCGCUGCUCUUCGGCUCCCUCGGGGAAGCGUUUUAUACGACUUCUGUUUGUUUUGUGAUUUUAUUUUGCUCACCACAUCAAACUGAAUUUGUGUAAGUUACUGUCUCUUUCUCUGGUUCUCUGAGGGUAACAGGAAUAAAUAACCUAAUCUCAUAUUAGUGUUUCUCUACCCUGACCUUAACAAAGCACCGCUGUAUGAGGCUGACUUAACCACGCUUACCAGGACGUAGCCUCGCAGGGAUUUAUUGUGGCCUCAGUUUUUUGGGGAUCUGGUUGACAUGUUGUGUGUUACUAAGAGUACUUGUCAAUAUGUUGCAAUGUUAUUCAACAGUGUCAUCAUCACACUACUGUGCAAAGGUCUUGGGCCACCAACAGCUUUUUUUUUUGUUUUAAUGGACUACAGGACACAAUUAGCAGGAUUACACAUCAUGGACCAAGUAAGAAGCCAUUACAUUUUGGUAAGAAUCUAAAUAAAGGUGCUAACACCAGACUUAAAUAUGGCAUCACGGUGGAAGAGGGGUUAGUGCGUCUGCCUCACAAUACGAAGGUCCUGAGUAGUCCUGGGUUCAAUCCCGGGCUCGGGAUCUUUCUGUAUGGAGUUUGCAUGUUCUCCCCGUGACUGCGUGGGUUCCCUCCGGGUACUCCGGCUUCCUCCCACCUCCAAAGACAUGCACCUGGGGAUAGGUUGAUUGGCAACACUAAAUUGGCCCUAGUGUGUGAAUGUGAGUGUGAAUGUUGUCUGUCUAUCUGUGUUGGCCCUGCGAAGAGGUGGCGACUUGUCCAGGGUGUACCCCGCCUUCCGCCCGAUUGUAGCUGAGAUUGGCUCCAGCGCCCCCCACGACCCCAAAAAGGGAUAAACGGUAGAAAAUGGAUGGAUGGAUGAACAGAAUCUUAGCGAGUUUCUUGUGUUGUCAUCCUCCAUGAACCAGGAAGCAACAUGCUAACUAUCAGACAAGACAAAUACAUUCCAUACAUUCUUUUUUUUUUUUUUUUUUUUUUACAAUUGUGAUACUUAUUCUAUCUUGUCAGUAGGAAUGUAACGAUUAACUAUUUUUACUAUUAACCCAAAUUAAAAGCGUCACAAUUAUUUAAUCGCAAAAGCCCCAUUCCACUGUGUUUCAGUCCUCCUAACUCGCUGUAAACACACUUUAUGCUGGUACGAUAGUUCCGGAACCACCUGCACGGAACAAAAACAGUUACAUACCAUCGCGAGACACGCUUGUAUGCUGAGUUGAAUAUAAAGCUGUCACUGACAAGCAAUAGCUUGCAAGGUGAAUAAACUCUAACACAGACGGGAAUAAGUCAUGUCUAAACAAGACUAUAGGCAUUAAUAUUUAGAAAGUGUAAAACACUACCAGAACAUCAGGAGCUUGUAUAAUAGCGCUAUACCAUGGUAUCUAAUUGUGUGCAUUCCAGGUAUUAUUAACACUUAAAGUAAAUUAUUAAAAAUGAAUAAAUCGGCAUGGACGACAGUUGAUGACAAUAACACUUGAGACAUGAGUAACAUUCUCCCCGGGGGGAUCAAUGAAGUUAACCAUAGUCCUAUAUUAAUAAUACAAUUAUUACUCAAUUAUGUAUUAUUUUGUACUAUUAUUGUAAUAUUAUUUGAUUAUUGUUAUUUCCAACAGUAAUAAACAAUGCAAUAAAAUCUGUAGGGAACUUGAUUUGCUAAAAUGUUAUGUUGUGACAUUAAUCCAUGCAUAAUAAUCGUGAAAUUGAGAUUAUUACUCAGACAAUAAUUGUACAGUCAAAAUCUAUAAUGAUUGUAAGAGACAUUGUAAGUAUAUGCGGCCAUGAAAGUUUUGAUCAAACAACAUUUUCUAACAGUGGCUUAAGACUUUUGCACUGCACUGUUUGUACACCGUAUUGUAAAUCAGGAUUAUGCCCAAUGGGAUGCAUUGUGGUGUUCUGCAAUCAUGUUUUUAAUUCAUUUCUGCUCAUUUAGAUUUCCAGUUGAGUAAUCCCCCGUCCAGUUUCUGUGACUGUUGAAGCAAAUAUAAGAUUGUUUUGUAUUAAGUGAUGAUUUCCACUUCAAUCAGAGGAGCAAACCUUUAAAUAUUUAGAUCUUUUAUUAUCGGUGUUGACUUUUACUUUCACUUUUACUAACCAUUAUGUCAGGCUGAAGGUGUUUGGGGGCCCCUCAGAGAUUGUACGAUUAUGUAAUAAGGCUGAACAUCAUUUGCCUUUAAACAUAACUGAAGUUCAUUUAGCAGAGUUUACAAAUAUGUUUUCUUUAUUUCUUCCAAGCUGCCGUGCCUCCCCUGAAUCAAUUUUUGUUGAGAAAACCACAUUUAUUUUCAUUUUAGAGAGAAACUGCAACCGCUUUCUCACACUUUUAAGUUAAGAAUGAGACCCGGACAACUGGUCCUAUUGUUCAUGUUCUUUUCUGAUGUUUUUUUUUUUUUUUUUCAGUCUUUUUUUGGGGGUCUCUUUGCCUUUGUCUUAAACUUGUUGCUGACACUGCAGCUUGCAUGCAUGCAGAGCCUAUCCUGACACUUGAGGCUGCACCCGUAGGUGCCAGGCAGGCACAGAGUGGGGACUAGUGUUGCCAUAGUGACCAAAAGGCCCAAAUAUUGAUUGAUUUAGGUGGUUACAAUAUCAAAUGCUUUCAAAUGAAGUUUGUAAAAUGCAAUAGAAAUUUCAACCUGGAUGAUUUCCAUCACAUAUAUUGUACAUGUUUUGUUUUGUUUUAAGUUUUACAUUUUGUAUUUUGGCUUGCAAAAAAGGUGUACUCCCAUAUUAUUAGAAGAAAGUUAAUUAUUGGGUUGUCAUGGUGGUAGAAUGAUAUUUUCUGAAUUUUGCAUCCUUCUCCAGAGUCAUUUUCAUUUUCAUUACAGCUAAUUUUACAACCUAGUUUGUCCUAAUAUGCACAUGUUUGGAUUCUUAUUCCUGUGGGAUAUUUACAAAGUUAAGGACUUUCUUUGGGGUACAGCGCCAUCUCCUGGCGUAGAGUAGCAACUGGAGGAGCAGUAAAAGAAAGUACAACCUGUGAAGAACUAGAAGCAGUGUUAUAAAUAGCUUGUAUUAACUCUUGCUGCACAUACCCGAGUUACCAUGGCAACAGAGACUGCUAUUCUUUUUCAAAGGGUGAAAUAUUGACUAUCACAGUGUGGAUGAGAUGACAUGAAAUGUUUACAUCUUUAGCACCAUGUGCCAAAGUGUCUAAUAAAUGGCAAAGGUUGUAAGCAGGGUUUUAAACCUCUCAGCUGGGUGGUUUAACGUCGUUUAGCUGAGUUGUGUUGUCACGAUGAAGGAAGUUCAAAGGUCAGCUUUAUGUCAGUCGUGCGCAUAACUCGCCUCCCACUUUAAAAUCUCCUCAACCAAUCGUCACAUUUACAAUUAGUGAAAAUAAGACUAGGAGAAAGGUCACAUUGAGUCUUAGUAAGAUGGAAACAACUGUAAAAGUGUAUAUUUUUGUACAUACCUACAUCCCAAUGAUGACGCACUAUCAGUGUACUCAGCCGUUCCUAGUUUUGUUGUCACACUGUACAGCGCUUCUAACUGUUCCCUCUUUUAUAGACACUGCAGACUUUGAAUGAGGAGAAAUGAUUAACUUAAAUAAAUGCUUUGUAUACAUACACUGA
Messenger RNA from Nerophis lumbriciformis (worm pipefish), 6882 nucleotides. It is a transcript of the gene galnt2, whose product is annotated as UDP-N-acetyl-alpha-D-galactosamine:polypeptide N-acetylgalactosaminyltransferase 2. Gene Ontology annotation, biological process: protein O-linked glycosylation. Gene Ontology annotation, molecular function: polypeptide N-acetylgalactosaminyltransferase activity. The record is from RefSeq and is a predicted model, not a curated record. NCBI's taxonomy places the organism in Eukaryota, Metazoa, Chordata, Actinopteri, Syngnathiformes, Syngnathidae. Gene Ontology annotation, cellular component: Golgi apparatus.